AUGAAGAGAUAUUUCACUCCAGCAUCUUCCAAGUUGCCACAAUCAAGUUCUUCCCGUCAAAAUGCUCCUCCGGGGGAAGAAAAUAUGAACCAAUUAGAAGAACAACCUCCUUUGUCUAAAAAACAAAGGCAAGGAGUUGAUCUGGACUCUUUAAAGGCUGAUCCAAAGGAAAGAAUAUCUAUUAGGGACUAUCAUCCAAAUGAGCGUGAUGAGAUUAGAAGAGCAUACCUUCAAAAAGGUCCUUACCAACCUCGAACUCACAAAUUUCCUAAAAGAGAUUUUUUCGGUUUAAAGCGUCAUUUUAAUCCCAAAUGGUUUGGUCAAUAUCAUGAUUGGUUGGAGUAUAGCGUGAUAGAAAAUGCAGCUUAUUGUUUGUGUUGUUAUUUGUUUCAAGAUGAAAGCAUUCAUUACGGUGGAGGUGAUGUAUUUUCGAGUAUGGGAUUUAAAAGUUGGCAUAAAAAGAAAAGAUUAGACAUGCAUAUUGGAGGGCUGAGCAGUAUUCAUAACCAAGCAAAGAAAAAAUGUGAAAAUCUAAUGCAACAAAAACAGUCAAUUCAAACUGCAUUUUAUACACAAUCCACUCAAACAAAGCUCGAACACCGACUUCGUUUAAAGGUUUCAAUUGAGGUGGUGAGACUCCUUCUGAAUCAAGGAUUAGCAUUCCGCGGACAUCGUGAAGAUGAAUCAUCAUUAAACAAAGGUAACUUUCUUGAAAUCCUUAAGUGGUAUGCAAAAAGGUGUGAUAAAAUUCGUGAUCUUGUGUUGGAAAAGGCUCCAAAAAAUGAUAAAAUGACUUCUCAUAAAAUUCAAAAAGAUAUUGUCACUGCAUGUAAGCUUGAUACAAUUAAAGCUAUUAUAGAGGAUCUAAACAGUGAUAAUUUUGCAUUGUUAGUGGAUGAAUCUUGUGACAUUUCAUGCAAAGAACAAAUGGCUAUUGUCUUGCGUUAUGUUGAUAGAAUGAGAUCUGUGGUGGAGCGGUUUAUUGGGAUCGUACAUGUUCGUGACACUAGUGCUUUGUAUUUAAAGGAAGCAAUUGUUAAUUACCUUGCUCAAUGUUCUUUGAGUUUAUCUUAUGUACGUGGACAAUGCUAUGAUGGAGCAAGCAAUAUGCAAGGGGAUCUAAGUGGCCUUAAAACUUUGAUUCAAAAAGAAGUAGAUCAGCUCAUUCUAUUCAUUGUUUUGCUCAUCAACUUCAACUGA
This is a messenger RNA of Nicotiana tabacum (common tobacco), 1200 nucleotides long. RefSeq lists its product as uncharacterized. Lineage: Eukaryota; Viridiplantae; Streptophyta; Magnoliopsida; Solanales; Solanaceae. The record is from RefSeq and is a predicted model, not a curated record.